AUGAUUGAAAUACCUGAUUUGGAUUCUAUUUAUAUCCCAAAACUAGAACAGGAUGGUACCACCGAUCAGGAGACGGAGCAGAUGAACAAUGCAUAUGCACGAUCAAUAGCAUCCUCCAACUCUUUGACAGGUAACAACGCCAGGUCAAUCGAUCAAGAGCCAGAUAUGCAAGAGAUUAACAGCAGUUUAGACGGUUUCGAAAUAGAUAGUUUAAACUUUAAAAAUCAUUCAGGAUUAUCAUUUGGCAGUGACCAGAAUAUCAGCUCUCAACAUGUUGACUAUGGUCACAGCGAAACCCCAACCUUGGCAACUGGUUUGUCGAUUUUACCGAAUAAUCUUAAUGAACACAAGACUACAUUCAAACUACAAGAACCACCUGUAAAUGGCCAUUAUCAGAUUGAUUCAGCAGACCUACAUUCAUUUGAAGCUAGUGACCAAGUUGGGCCCAUAGAGACCCCAAAAUUCGCCCUUAAAUCGAAAAACACUCAAUUAUCUUUGAAUCAACUGCUAGCGUCUCCAAUGUCGAUAAUGCCACAACACGAUCACACCGAACCUUCACCACAACUACCGGCACCAUUAUCAUCAGCCUCAUUGCAAAACGUUCUCACAAUGAACGAAAAUGGAGGGCUCUCGCGGAAGAAUCUAGCCACUGAUUUCAAAACUCCAGCUGAAUACACCCUACAUAUCAUCUUCACGCAAUUUGUGCGUUAUGCAGAAAGAAAAUUGAAUGUGUUUCUUGACUACUCAAUGACUGAUGAAACUUCAUUGUUUAAUAUUUUUGCCGAGGGAGCUGACCCACAAUUUGAUAAAAUAGUUGAAUCCUUAGGUUACAUUGCCAGGAGGAAACCUAAACCUGUGAUUGAUAGUGUUAUGUUUUGGAGAAAAUCAAAGAGUGAAGUUGCUUCCCACGCAGCACAAGAAGUGGAAAAAGUCUUGGUUCAUGCUAGAAAGGCGUUACCAGAGGAGAAUAUAGUGGUACCUCCGCCAAAACCUAAGCGAUCGCUCAGUCUAAUGAGAAGCAAAUCGAAAACUCAUCGUCGUAAUCAAUCGUCAGUUUCAACAUUAUCGUCGGACCCAGAGUGGAUGAAAAAAAAGCAAGUGGUGGAUUCACAAGUUGAUGUAAUCAAGCAAACAGCCAUAAAUGCAGAGAAAAAGUCCUUGGUUUCCAUUUAUAUUCUAUGCAGGGUGCUUAUGGAGGUUGUCAAGCAAACACCAACUGAAGUAAUGGGUGAAGAUCUAGGGGAUAAGUUAGAGGAAAUUGUUUACAGUCAGCUAAAGACAACUGACCCUGCCAGCACUAGCCAGUCCAUCAUAAGAGCUGCAAAUUGGACCUUAUUUGCUCAAUUACUAGGGUUGAUGUCGGAAAAAAGAUUCCUUAGUGUCAGUGAUCGAUUUGUUUUCGAUUUGGAAAAGCUCCCACAAAAGAUCAAUCAUGAAGAUGAGGCGAGGUUAUAUCUACUCAUUUCUGGUAUGAAGUACCUAAAAUUGAAUCACUACCCACCUGAGCUUUUCGAGGAUAGCAAAGAGUUUAUUCAAAUACUCGCCAAGUUUUUUGAUAGAACUACGAACGAGGCGGUGCUCUAUGCCUAUUGUGACUCUAUAUCAAACUUGGUCCUCCCCUUGGCCAAUAACUUAACCGCUGAGGCAAAUGACCCGGGAUGGAAUGAAGGUAUUGAAAAGAUUUACAAUAAAGCGAUUGACAUGUGGAGGAAACUACCCGAGUCAAGCACAUCCACCAACAUGUCCAAUAUCUUGAACCCACAAACAUCUAACUUUGGCAGUGGCUGGUCUCACUUGAUGAAUGUGGUUACAGCAACAUUGUCAGUGUCUCGAAGGGAGCUAUUUUCAGCAAAAUGGUAUGCCAUAAUUGAACAAAAUGUAUUCAAAUUGAAGCCGAAAAUUGAUGUUCAUGAAAAGACGGCAUUUGUGGUGUAUAUUAGUCGAUUAUUGUGGGUUUAUUUCAAUCGUGUUCCUGACUCACUCAACUCAACAAUCAAGAAAUUGGAUGAGUUUUUCAAAUUGAUAUUAUUUAACCCUGUAUCUUUGGGUAAAAAGCAAUGGCUUACUCCUGAUCAUGAUCUUAUUGGUGCUUUAGCACAAAUGAUACAAAUUAUUGGGUACAAUCAUCUCAACUAUACCCUUGAAAAUAUUUUGCUUCGGUUAUUACGUGAGGGAUUCAGUCAGUCAUUGGAGCAUCUCCAAACGGAAAAACUCAUGUUGGUGGUUAGAUCGUAUAUCAAAGUGUUGAAAGAAUUUGAGCGGAAAGAUAAACCGGCAUUUCCUGGAAUAGAGAAUGAAGAGUUAGGGAGAAGCUCACCAUUUCAAUUUGUUGCCAAAAACAGCACAAAUGUAGCUUUUCAUGAUGAGUUUAGUCGUUCAUUUGGAACGCUUUUGAAGUUGCUCGAUCAUCAUUAUGGUAUCACUUUGGUAGAUUCCGGAUCGGCUAAAUCACUGUCGUCAUUUGGAUUUUUUAGCAAUGAGUCGUUGACCAAGAUAUCCAAAGAUGCACAUUUGGAGUUGUUUUCUGAUUUGAUUGAUGCAAUUCCAUAUACUAUAGUACCAAUACAAGGCGAAACACAAUGUGCCAGUGGUGUACCGCUCAAACAAGUGGUAGAACUAUUGACCCGAAAUGCAGUUCAUUCAAGUAGAAAAGUACUGGAUGCUUCGGUGCGUGCAUUGAAAUCGUUAUCCAUGAGGAAAAACCCCACUACUUUGUUGAAUGUAUUUGCCAAAUUUGCAUUUCAAUUGUCAGAAAAGACAAGCUCGGUAUAUGACUCCAACUAUCUAAACUCACCAACAUUUAUCUACCUUUUAAAACUAUAUACCGAAUUGCUUGAUACUUGGUUUCAACUGUUUGAAAUGGAGACUGAAUCUGUGGAGAAUCCAUUGGCUCAAGAUGAUGAGUUGAUGAACAAAGAUGUAUUGAAUGAUUUGUAUCAAAUAAAUCAUAAGCAAGAUAUGCCCAAACUGAAUACAGGGAACGAGUUGGAAUGGAAGACUAUAAUCAACCUGGUGGAGAGCAUAGAAGGUAAUGGGUUAUUUUUUCUUUGUUCGCAAGAUCCUCAAGUCAGAUCCUAUGGUAUUAAGGUGUUGCGUAUUGUUGAUAAAUUUGAUCAAGCGAUAUAUAACCUAACUGACAGGGAAGAGCUGGAACUCAAGCCGGAUCCCAAACUGGAUCCAAAGCACCAUUCACGAAGCUCCUCAAAAUUUGCUGCUGAUGUUGGCACUAGGAUUAUCCAUAUCCUAGAGGGAAUCGAAUUCCACGAUAUCAUUAAACCGUUCAAGAAGGAAUUAAGUCUCCCCGAACGUCAACGAUUGGUUCGCCUUAAGAAUGAUAAAAAUAUAUUGAUUAAAGUUGCUGAAUCUGAUUAUGGAAUCGACUCCACUAUGUGGUUUCGAAUAUACCCGAAAAUUCUUGAAAUUCUAUUUGUCAAGUGUCCUAUGCCGGUAGCAAUGUGUCGUGAUAUUGUUUGUGUCAGCUUGGUACAAAUGCAUGAAUUGGUGUUAGAGUUUUCCGAAAACUAUAAAUCAAACACUUCGUCAUUAUUUUCAUCAAAACUGUCAUCAACAGUGCCCCCUGAAGUGUUGGUAAAUCAAUGGAAAUUGUACUUGGUAUUUGCUUGUAUUACCUUAACGACCACAAAUGAGCAGAAAAUAUCCUUCCCCACGCAACCAACUCAUGGGAGGAAAAGAUCAUUACAAAUGUUCAUCCAGCAUCAGAAAAUCACCAGUGCCAAGUCGAUUUUUCGUAUGGUUUUGCCAUUGCUUAAAUCUCAUCAAAUGAUGGUGAGAGAGGCAGUUAUUGUGGGAUUGAGUCAUAUAAACGUCAAUAUAUUCAAAACGUUUUUGGAAAAUGUGCCCCUGGUGGUUCAAGAAUGGAACACAAAUGUCAAGCAGAGGAAUUUUGCCGAUGAUCGAUUUAGGAUCGAAGUAAUUCAUAUAUUGAUGAAUGUGACUGACAAGUAUAAAUGCAACGACGAGAUUUAUGGAGAUAAUUCAAUUGUUGCUGACUUGAUUUCAAUCGUUAAGAACGUCAAAUCUUUUCUCACCUUGAGCACGGUUCAAGUUGACAUCGACUUCCAACGAUUGCGUCGGUACUUUUGUGAAUUUUUGGAAAACGUGUUCUUGGCGCUACAGGGAGACAAGUUGGAUUUGUGGCUACCUUUUGAAGCGAGAAUGUCAUGUUUCAAUUACCUUAAAGAAUGGUGCGGCCACGGAGAAUCAAGUGGAAUAACUGAAGAGCGGUACAAUGUCAUCACCCGAAAGAUUAAUGAACGAAAAGAUUCGCCUUCUGCAAUCGCUCUUUUGGAAUUUGAGAGAAAGAGACUCGAACAAUCUGCAUUGAGUUGUAUGGCGAUUUUAUGUCUGGGUAAAAUCACUCAAGAACUUGAUAUACCAGGAGCAGGGGUGGCAUUUGUAUCAUUUGAUAUUCCUGUAUUGUUGAAUUGGAUACAUGCAUUGCUAGAGGCUGAAGAUAAAGUACAAGAGAUUGGUAAAUCGGCAUUGGAGAAUUUACUUCAAAAUAAUUACAAUCAUGUUGAUGUAGUGAUGGAAGUGAUUAAGCAAUGUUGUACCGACCUGAAGUCGAUGCCGUUUUAUUUUUGCACCUAUGUUGAUGCCUUCUUGUCUAAGGAUAAACUGGACGUCGUGCUGGAUGAGUUGUUUGUUUUGGUCUGCUUUUUAUGUGGUAAUGCUGACAUUAAAGUGAGACAAUCAGCGUUUAAGCUUUUGACUGAGCUCCAGAAGAGGAUUGGUGGUGCCAAUUUGGAUCAAUUUGUUGAAGCAGUUUACGGAGAUAGCUUCAUUGGGAGAAGGAAGGUGCUUGGAGAUAUUGCAAGAGUUGUCAGUGAAUGUGAUGAAGAACGAUUAUACACCCGUAUCUCCUAUAUGGCGCAAUUUUACAAUCUUGUUGCGUCGAGGGAGAAUAUAGCUAUCAUAAUGACCACCUUUUUAGAGAGGGUCAAACUAAUCGAUGGCGACCCUCUGUUUGCUAUGAUAUUAAACAACCUACUCGAAAUAUCAAUAAAGUAUGAAUUUGAAUCGCUGGAGAUUGAAGCGAUGUGGAUAGCUCUUUGCAAGGGAAAUUUUGAUAUUAUUUUCGAAUACAUUCUCAAUAUAUGCCUCGAGCACCGCAACGCAUUUCUCGUUGACAAGGCAAGACAGGUGAUUGAUUAUAUAGCUGCUGCCCAUCCCGAUAAGCUCUACGCCUUGCGCAAGUUGAUUGGCAAUUUACAACCAAAAAUGAUGAUCCCACCUGCUGCAAAACCAAUAGAGAUACCAAGCACGUAUCCGUAUGUGUCAGAUCUAUCGGAAGUGCUUGAUUAUAGCGAAAAGGAUGCUGCAUUCUCACUUGGCCAGAUUUCGGUCAUCUUUUUAGUUGACUUGGUGGAAAAGUGUCCCAUUUUGAUUGAGAAAUUGCCAUUGUUGUUACAUAUAUCAUUCACAUUGUUGGAUCAUUAUCUUGUGUUGGUUAGAGAGCAAGCAGGUAAACUUUUGAUCCGCUUGAUUCAUACCUUGGCUUUUAAUGAUUUCCGAGCAGGUGAAGUGAUAUCCCAUAUCAGGAAUAAAGACCAUAUUAGGAGCUUGUGGGUUUAUGAUGACCUAAACAAUGACAAAAAGGGGGCCCGAACGCCAAAUAAUAUGAUUUCGUUAGUGAGAAAUGUUCUUCAAGUGUUUUCCAAGAUUCCCACCUUGCAAGACGAUUGGAGUAGAAUUGCAUUGACGUGGGGUACCACAUGUGCUGUAAGACACAGUGCCUGUCGAUCGUUUCAAAUAUUCAGAGUUCUUAUAUCCUUCCUUGAUUUGAGUAUCUUGAAAGCAAUGUUUCACCGUUUGUCCAAUACUAUAUCUGAUGAGUCUUCCGACAUACAAGGCUUUGCUAUGCAGAUAUUAAUGACUUUGAAUGCAAUUGCCGCUGAGUUGGAUUCUCAAAUGUUGAUUGAUUUUCCACAACAUUUCUGGUCAAGUGUUGCUUGUUUGAGCACAAUACAUGAGCAGGAAUUUAUUGAAGUGUUGUCAACCAUGAACAAGUUUAUUUCUAAAAUUGAUUUAAAUGCCACUGACACCAUCAACUGUCUUAUUUCAACGUUUCCACCUAAAUGGGAAGGCAAAUUUGAAGGGUUGCAACAGAUUGUCACUGUUGGGUUGAGAUCGUCAGCUUCUUGGGAGCCUACACUAACCUUUAUCGGUAAAUUGUUGUCGUUAAAGGACUCUGAGAUCGUUGGAAUGGGUGAUUCUAGAGUGAUUACAGCAUUGAUUUCCAAUAUGCCCAUUUUCCUUAAUGCGUUGGAGACAAAGACCAUAACCCCUCUGAUUGAAAAGACAGCUACCGCAAUUGCCCAACUUGCCGAAAAUAAACCAUCACUAGCUAAGAUUUUGACAUCAUUGGGUAAGAACAAAUUUCGUUCAAAGAAAGACUUUGUGGUUCAGAUAGUAACCACGAUGAGACAUUUAUACUUUCCCGAGUAUGAAGUGAUGAUUCUCAUUUCAUUAUUGAAAAUGUUAUCAAAUCCAACUGAAUUCUUCAGGAAGGAAUUACUAGUUUUCCUCAAGGCAAUCAUCUCGUACAUUGAUUUCAAAAAGGAGGAGUUUAUUGGACUUGGUGCUGAUUUGAUUUCUCCAUUGUUGCGUUUGCUUCUCACCGACUUUGCUGAACCAGCAUUGGAAGUGUUAGACGAAACCGAUGUAAUUUCGGGGUCAAUAAUGGACAGAGAUAUCUUACGAAUGAGUCUUGGUAACACCACUGUUAAAAAGGAGUAUGAAAAUACGGCAACCUUGUUUGGUAUUCCCGAAGAAAGUGGAUGGUCUAUACCGAUGCCCGCUGUCACUGCGGCUAGCACUCGUAAUAAUGUUCACGCGGUGUUUUCAACUUGUGUUGCAGCAACAACUGUUGUUGAUGAACAAGAGAAUAACGAGGAGAUUCAAUUCCAUAUGGAGGAUUACUAUAGCCCUAGUAUACAUGAUAAUGGAGAUGCAGUAUCAGUCAGCGUUGAUGAAACCACUUUAAGUAAUAUGUGGGCAGCACUCGACGACUUCGACAGUUUUUUCAAUACAGAUAAAAUGUCAAAGAGGAAAACCAUUAGCUCACCAAUUGAAGCAAGACCUAUCAAUAGGGCCUCACCUAUUGAAAGUGCUCCAAACACAUACGACAAGAAAGUAUCUGCCAUAUUGAACAAAACAUUAACAACAAACUCAAGAAAUAACUUGUUGGACUAUAUUGGAGAAAAUGAACAACAUGCAUCACCAGCACCGUCAAGACGUUCCUACAUUCCAUUUAGAAACAGGACAAUGGCAAAGACGAGGGAAAGCUUGACACCGACAAUUGGUGCUGAUAUGAGUCCCCAUACACCUUCGUCCGCAUCACUCAUGACCGGUAAAAACUCAUUCAAUGGGAGUGAUGUGACGCAACAGGCCAUGUCACCCGAUAGUACGAGAUUAGAUGGGUUACUUGGGAAGAGGUCACGAAAGAGAAUGGGACAAUGA
Messenger RNA from Lodderomyces orthopsilosis Co 90-125, 7482 nucleotides. RefSeq names its product Cas4p (gene CAS4). Gene Ontology annotation, biological process: cell morphogenesis. Gene Ontology annotation, cellular component: cell cortex; site of polarized growth. Lineage: Eukaryota; Fungi; Ascomycota; Pichiomycetes; Serinales; Debaryomycetaceae. The transcript has a single exon. The record is from RefSeq and is a predicted model, not a curated record. The coding region runs from base 1 to 7482 and encodes 2493 amino acids.